UCAUUUCCAGCCAUUCUCUCCUUUCUCUCUCUAGAACCUCUGCUCUUUCUCUCUCUAACCUCUCCGGAAAUGGAUCCAGUGAACGAGUGGGGAAACACCCCUCUCAAUGUCGUUGACCCCGAAAUCCACGACCUAAUCGAGAAGGAGAAGCGGCGCCAAUGCCGGGGGAUCGAGCUAAUCGCCUCCGAGAACUUCACCUCCUUCGCCGUCAUCGAGGCUCUCGGCAGCGCCCUCACCAACAAGUACUCCGAGGGAAUGCCCGGAAACCGUUACUACGGCGGCAACGAGUUCAUCGACGAGAUCGAGAAUCUCUGCCGGAGCAGAGCCCUUCAGGCUUUCCACCUCGACGCCACCAAGUGGGGUGUCAAUGUCCAGCCUUACUCCGGCUCUCCGGCAAACUUCGCCGCCUACACGGCCGUCCUCCAGCCCCACGAUCGUAUCAUGGGACUGGAUCUCCCCUCCGGUGGUCACCUCACUCAUGGGUACUAUACCGCUGGAGGGAAGAAGAUCUCUGCUACUUCGAUCUAUUUCGAGAGUUUGCCUUAUAAGGUGAAUUCAGCUACUGGGUUUAUCGAUUACGAUAGGUUGGAGGAGAAGGCCUUGGAUUUUAGGCCUAAGUUGAUUAUCUGUGGUGGUAGUGCUUACCCGAGGGAUUGGGAUUACGCCAGAUUCAGGGCUGUCGCUGAUAAGUGUGGUGCCCUUUUGCUCUGUGAUAUGGCUCACAUUAGUGGACUUGUUGCUGCUCAGGAAGCUGCAAACCCAUUUGAGUACUGUGAUAUUGUCACAACCACAACCCACAAGAGUCUAAGGGGUCCUAGGGCUGGUAUGAUCUUCUACAGGAAGGGUCCUAAACCAGCCAAGAAGGGUCAGCCUGAGGAUGCCGUUUAUGACUUUGAAGACAAGAUCAACUUUGCCGUUUUCCCUUCGCUUCAGGGUGGUCCUCACAACCACCAGAUCGGUGCCUUGGCCGUUGCUUUGAAGCAGGCUGCAACCCCCGCCUUCAAGGCUUAUGCUAAACAAGUGAAGGCCAAUGCAGUUGCUCUCGGAAACUUCCUCACCGGCAAGGGAUACAAGCUUGUCACCGGAGGAACUGAGAACCACCUUGUUCUGUGGGAUCUCAGGCCUCUUGGUUUGACUGGCAACAAGGUAGAGAAGUUAUGCGACCUUGCAAACAUCACCGUUAACAAGAACGCCGUCUUCGGUGACAGCAGUGCCUUGGCUCCCGGCGGAGUUAGAAUUGGUACACCGGCCAUGACAUCGAGAGGUUUGCUCGAGAAGGACUUCGAGCAGAUUGGAGAGUUCCUUCACCGGGCUGUGACCAUCACCCUCGACAUCCAGAAACAGUAUGGAAAACUAUUGAAAGACUUCAACAAGGGUCUUGUCAACAACAAGGACAUUGAACAGCUCAAGGUUGAUGUCGAGAAGUUCUCAUCAUCAUUCGACAUGCCUGGAUUCAAGGUUUCUGAAAUGAAGUACCAGGACUAAGUCUCAAGUCUAUAAUGACUCGUUGCACUUGUUAUAAAUAUAUAAGCCUUGGGGACUUCGAGGCUCAUAAAUGUCUUCUCUUCUACAAGUCACCUUACUUUAAUGCCCUUCUGAAAGAGGUUAAAGAGAGUGGAAAAGAAAAAAGAACAAAGAAGUAAAGAAUCUUCUGGUUUUUCAAGUGUUGUAGGGUUAGAUGUUGUUGAUUUUUUUUUUUUUUUUUCAAUUCGUUUGGUUGGUAUGGGUUACGAGAGUUUGAUAUUACAUCCUCUCGAUAACUAGCUGUAAUUUCCUUUUUUCGGUAUCUCAUGUUUCUUUUAUCAUUGCAAUAAACACUUAAUGAUAUGAAUUUAUAAAUUUUGUGAA
Messenger RNA from Humulus lupulus (European hop), 1848 nucleotides. RefSeq names its product serine hydroxymethyltransferase 4. The transcript has 4 exons. Gene Ontology annotation, biological process: folic acid metabolic process; L-serine catabolic process; tetrahydrofolate interconversion. Lineage: Eukaryota; Viridiplantae; Streptophyta; Magnoliopsida; Rosales; Cannabaceae. Bases 70 to 1485 code for a protein of 471 amino acids. Gene Ontology annotation, molecular function: serine binding; pyridoxal phosphate binding; glycine hydroxymethyltransferase activity. Gene Ontology annotation, cellular component: cytoplasm. The record is from RefSeq and is a predicted model, not a curated record.